AUGCGGUAUCCCGUUGGAAUCACUUUUUUGGUUAUAUUUUUGGUUAAGGACACAACAGCAAUGAUACCAGCCUAUUCAGUUUCCGCACUUCGGCUUGCUUUCGACGAAAUAUCAACAGUGGUACCCGUCGCCAAUCAGCUAGCCAGUCUGUUAAUACCAUUCCUUAUAAACCUUAUUAACAACUUAAACAAUCUAUCAAACAUCGUACAGAAUUUGACACCAGCAUUAUUGCCAUACUUUGGUUGUACGUUACCAUUAUUAUAUGCUACAUUAACAGAUUUAACAUCUGUCCUGUUUUUGUAUAUAAGUGUUCUUAUAUCCUUGUUCAGGUCAAAUGUUCUAGCAGCUCCUGGCUUGUUAUUAGGUCUUGUGUCACAGGUUUUGAACUUAGUAUUGGGCCUGUUGACUGGUUUAACUGAUAACACUGGUUUACUGUCAGGAUUACUUAAAUUAAUUACCAAUGUGUUAGUGGAAUUAGAAAAGUUGUUGAUUUGA
Pieris macdunnoughi is the source of this 495-nucleotide messenger RNA. Lineage: Eukaryota; Metazoa; Arthropoda; Insecta; Lepidoptera; Pieridae. The record is from the annotation of a GenBank genome assembly.